GAUAGAGGUAGUGCUCGCUUGGCUUAGUUGCAUUUCAUGGCGUUUGUUUUGAACCUGAAUUCGGCUCCAAGUCCGAUGCGAGAAGAUAUAUUUGCAUCUAGAAGUAAUGUACUCUUUAUUGUCUGUCUCAUAUAAUUACAAAGAAGAUUGAGGCUGCUGUAAGACGAAAAUUUGUUGAACUUUUCCAAAGUGAGAUGCCCUCAGUUCUGGCACGUCGCUUGGCAGCUCAGCGUGAGGGAAGAAGUUCUCGCCAGGAGGCGUGGUGGUGAUGCUGGUGAUGUUGAGGCGCCGGCAGCUGCUCGUAGCGUCGCUGUCGUGCAGCUCUCUGCUCCUGCUGCUCGUCUACAGCAACUCGCGGGUGCCCACACAGCACGAAGUGCGCAGUGUCGGCGCCCUCCGUCAGCUGAACUCGGAGAGAUCGUUGAGUGGGGAGAGGGCGACAUGGCUGCCAAACAACCAAUCCUUGGCACACGAAUCUUCCUCUAGUGUGCUUCAUCAAAGUCAAACUUUCAGAAACGGCUCAAUUAAUUAUAAUGUUGUGGUAGUGGAACCUCAAAACUAUGAUGGGCAGCUACAGGCCUCAGCUUUCAGUAGUAAUACAGAAAUUAGCGUUUGUCCAAAUAACAGCUGCAGUGCUGCGGAGAGCGGUCCCGGUCCAGGAAAGUCUUUAGUAAAUGAUACAUUUGUACCCAGUCAGGACCAAACUGUUGAUACCGCUGCUGCAAUGCAGGUCAACGAUGAGCCUCCCUCUCAAACUAUACCUGAAGAGGCCGCACUCAAGUACGUCAAGAAGCCUCUUAUCAGCAACCCCAAGAAAUUCCGCUACGUGCCAAAGAUGGACGCAAAAACCUGGUCUGGAGCGUAUCCUCAGCUGGUUAAAGCGGGCGUCAGCGCCGCGAGUUACCGAGUCAACUUCGAGUACAGAAACUUCCCUGGAGAGCUGGACUUUACCCCGGGGGGCGUCGUGGGCAGGGACAGAGUCAAGCGUAUUCUUAUUCUGACGACGUGGCGUAGCGGCUCUACUUUCUUGGGUGAUAUCUUCAACGCAUAUCCCGGCACUUUCUACAGCUUCGAGCCGCUGCAUCAGCUGCUUCAGAAGCAACAUCUAGAAGAUGGGCCCUUGAAGCAGCCUGUCUUGGAGCUGCUGCGCAACAUCAUGACUUGUAACAUGACGGAUCAGCACGACUAUUUUGAUUACGUCAGAAACAACACUUUCCUCUUCACUCACAACUCCCGUUACUGGCAGUCAUGCUCGAUAAACAGAGCUCUCUGCUACGAUCCUCAUUUCUUUAACAAGGUGUGCGAGGUGUUCCCUGUGAACGUGAUCAAGACGGUGCGCCUGGGGGCGGCGCCCCUGGGGGAGCUUCUGCAGGACCCCAGCCUGGACCUGCGGGUGAUACACUUGGUGCGGGACCCGCGGGGGACGAUGCACUCCCGUCACAGGCUGGACUGGUGCCGCGCCCCCGUCUGCAGCGACCCCAGCAUCGUGUGUGACCAUCUCUUGCUAGACCUGCACCACUCGCAGACUCUGCAGGCCAAGUAUCCUGACCGAUUUUUACUGGUGCGCUACGAGGACCUCGGCACGCAGCCAGAGGCAAUGGCGAGCCUCAUCCUGGACUUCGUGGGCCUCCCCAGCACGAACUCCGUGAAGAACUUCAUCGCCGAGCACACGACCCUCGAGAGCAAGAGACGCUCCGACGCCGCCGCCGCCAAGAGCUCGGACGGCGGAGGUGACGGCACACCGCGCAGAGGGCGGCGACGUAAGCCGACCAACGCGUACUCGACGUUCCGUAAUUCCCGGACGACGACGUUUGCGUGGCGCAACGCACUCAACUAUUCCGCUGUUGCCGCCAUACAAGACGUUUGUGAAGCCCCUAUGCGGUUGCUCAAUUUAAGAAUAUUUAAGAAUGAAAUAGAAUAUAAGAAUGAAAAUUUAACCAUAUUGCUGCCUGAAAAGUGAUAAUAUGCCAAUUUUUAACUUAUUUAAAAGUUUAAGUUUUGGUUAGUUCUUGAUAAUCCACUUUUGUGUAAUGAAUUAUAAUUAACUCUGUUAGUGUAAUUCGCUUCAUAAGAAUUAGAUCGUCGUGUGUUGUCCUAAGAUUAUUAGUACGAAUGUCAUUGCUCAAUUAAUUUGUCUAGGUUCUGAGCUCUCCGUAUCCAUGACGAUUAUAAGAGAAGACAUUAAUAAACUACGUGUGGCCGAGACAUGGUAUGUGGGAUUAAUAUUGCAUUUUUAAUAUUACAACAAUAUUAAUAUAUUGUUUGACGGCUGAACUGAGUCCAGACGUUCACUGAGUUGUGUCACUUGCUGUCACUGGCGCUUGCGUUUGACUAAGAAUCGUAAUUUUAUGCAAAAAAAUUCAUUGUUGUUUUGGCAAUAACUUGUUGUCUUGUUCUUUCUUUCGCGCCGAUUAUUAUCCUUUUGCUCUGAUGAAGCGCGGUUUGAAUAUUGAUCCAUAAGAUACCGUAUGUUCGGAAAACAACUUUUGAUGUUGUCGAAGGCUUAGCCAAAGCAUUAAAAAAAAACUCAAAGAGUGAACCGACCGCCAUCGUAUAUCUACUCUUUAGUCUGUAAAACGUCCAUGCAGGUUUUGUAUUGAAAACAUUGUUAACAUACGUACGUCGUCAGAAAUGCAUAAUGUAUAUGAUACGUGAAUUAAAAUGUACAUGUAUAAGAGUUAACCACGUGUAUAGCAAUGAAUGGAGCUACAUCAAUGUGAACCGCCAUUAUAUUCAGUGCCAAUCUAUUGCGCUGUUUACAUUAGGAGGUGGUGCUGUGUUGGGUGUUGUGAUAACUUCUAUCUGGUGCAGUAUUGUCAUCAUUAUAUGAUGCGUUUGUUUGAAUAAUUCAAGUUCUCAGUAAUAUGUGUACUUUUGUACGCGUACUGUUCUAAGUACGACAAAAUUGUCCCUCUGUGAGGGCCCUUUCAACUAUUUUUACGCUAAUUCUAACUAGGCAUAUGACUUAUUAUAUAACACCUGGUGAACGGUAGAUAACAGUCCAAGUUUCAAUACUGUGGUUGCAUUUCUUCGCUUCCAUGUACUAGUCUAAACUGGUAGUUUUUUCUUAUGCAUACGCUAGCUCACCGCUUUGUCGAUCUCGCACCAUUCCUUUCGCUGUAUUGUAGCUCGGACAGCCGAUUCCUUGUCGCUCGGACAGCUGAUGCGUUGUGCAAGCAAACACUAUUUUGGAUGUCACCAUUUUUUCCACUGGAUUUCUCAUCAAUUUAUGUUAAUUGAAACCAUUGCACCAUCUUCGGAUCGUGUACUGUUGAAGGGCUACUUUCUGAUGUUUAGUUAAUCACCAACUAUUGACCAUCAAACUUAGACACUGCUGUUAAUUCAGCAACGAACCGGCUACCUUUUGUGAAGUCAAUGAGGCUUUAUUCUUUCCAGGAAAAAUUGUUAAGCUUCAAUUCAGCAAUUGGAACACAAGGUUAAGCUACAGCAACAACAUUAUGAACUAUCGGUCUAUUUGAUUUUACUGUAUGUUUCAAGUUAAGUAUCCGACAGAAAUAAGUUGCCACUUUAAUGCAUUCCCAGAUACAAUGGCCAAACGUAACCGCGUUUUUGGUCUUCCAUUCCAUCAGUUUCUUUACAGUAAACUUUCUCAUUAUGAAUAACUAUUGUAUGCAUUUUAUGACUAGUGUAUGCUUUGAAUUGCCUGUUAGCAUUGGUUUUUGUAAAACCUCACUUGAUUCUUUACCACAGAAUAGCUUAUUAGUUCAGUAGGGAUAGCAUUGUCCCAGAGGCAGCAUUUGGGUGUUAGGGGCUGAGCUAUUCAGUUUUUACCGUUGUUAUCACGUGCUCCGCGUAAUGUCUCAAGUGUUACCCGCUAGCAAAUUUUAUAUUAACGUGAGAUUUGUUCACUCCGUGGCGGAAAACCCUCCUUGUCAAAUAUUGUUAAUGAUACGUUAGUUCUUCGGGGUUGGUUAAAAAAGAGCAAUGGAACAGUUUGAUUGAUUUGUAUUAUUGAAUUGAAAAAGCCAUGUCAAGUUUUAAGGUCGUUAAGAAAGCUUGCUUAUUAUUAUAACAAUGCGAGUAAAUCUAAUUGUAAAUUACAUUGCAUUCACUACCUAAUGGUCAGACAUGCAUGCACUGAUGGAUUGGCGUUCUGUUCUAGUCUUGAUAUUUUUGACUUAAUAUUAUGGUAUAGCGCGAUAUGAUCAGGUCGACGUGGUCCAGCUCGCGUCGAAUUCCCUCGCUAACGUCCAGGGUAGAAGUUCCAUAGACGUCCCUUGAUUAGAAGAACGUUUGAUACUUCAACGAAGAAGCAGUUCUGUCUCUUUCGAUGUCUUCUAAUAAAUCAUAACGUGGUUUGA
Hyalella azteca is the source of this 4322-nucleotide messenger RNA. Its product is annotated as carbohydrate sulfotransferase 5. Gene Ontology annotation, molecular function: N-acetylglucosamine 6-O-sulfotransferase activity. Lineage: Eukaryota; Metazoa; Arthropoda; Malacostraca; Amphipoda; Hyalellidae. The record is from RefSeq and is a predicted model, not a curated record. Gene Ontology annotation, biological process: N-acetylglucosamine metabolic process; sulfur compound metabolic process. The coding region runs from base 269 to 1960 and encodes 563 amino acids. The transcript has 5 exons.